AUGGCACGCCUCCACACUCUGAAUCCUCCCAAGCAAAUCACCUUCGAGGUCUUGGUUGGUUGGGACUUUGACCCUGUGUUCUUGCCUCAGAUUCCUCUGGGUAACGUGGAAUCACUUUUCGACUAUCUUCACGUCUUGGGUGGCAACAUGAACCAUAUCAAACUCAAGUUCAUGUCCAAAGACACCAGAACAGCUUACGACACAUCUCCUUCAUCCAAGAAAGAGAUUGCACCCGACCACAGAGGACGCUUUCGAAACAUGAAAUCCAAGAUACUGGACUUACUCCAAACAGCCAUGGACAGAUAUCGUGCUUGUCUCGAAACACCGUCUACCGUCCCACCCAUGCAGAAAUGGGGACGCUAUCUGGAUUUCCAGCAUGCGACUGAUGCCACCACAACAGAUCAGGACAAGUACAAACAAGUCAGAGGCUGGAUGGCUGAUACGUGUACAGACCUUCUCGACAAUAUGUGGAAUAGUGGGUAUGGUCGAAGAGCUGGGUUCAUCAAGUACCAUAUGUUGGAGGCUUUCAAGAUGCCUCAGGAAUACUAUGAUCGGGAUGCUAUGGUUGUGUUGUAUCGCCAGAAUAUGGGGAUACCGCAUUUGCCUUUGGAUAAGAGCUUGUACUUUCCUUAG
Messenger RNA from Aureobasidium vineae, 633 nucleotides. The record is from the annotation of a GenBank genome assembly. NCBI's taxonomy places the organism in Eukaryota, Fungi, Ascomycota, Dothideomycetes, Dothideales, Saccotheciaceae.